AUGCAAAAAUGUUGCAACAAUUGUAGUAAUAAAAACAAUUACUACCAGCGGCAAGAAUGUUCAUGUGUUUAUUGCGGUGUGCAAUUUUUUUGUGAUGAUUUGUCUGUCGAUUUGAGCCAUGAUAUAAAUGCUGCGGAUUCAAAGUCUCCUGCAAGGUCUUCUAGUUGUGAAUUGCCGGCAACUACAGAGGUUUACAAAUGUGCAUAUUGCGAAAGAUUUAAACCUCGUCAAAAAUUAGGACAAGUCACCGAGAAUAAAAAAGAACUCAAACUAUGGAAUCAAGUCCUCGGAAAAACGUUCAUAAGAAAUGUGGAAGCCAACGUUGAAAGAAGCUAUAUUUGUUACGAUCACUUCUUUCUGCCUGAAAACAGCAAAUCAAUUCCGGAUGGAAUUAUUCCACUCGCCAAUUGUGAGUUUUUUUACGCCGAAGUUUUUUUUUGUAAUUAUUUCAAAACAUUUUCAAUUAUUAAUAGUUCAACCACAAAGAAAUCACUCGUAUUCUGGUGAUGCUAUUGCGCGGGCGAAAUAUAGAACGACAAGAAAAGGCGGAAAGGCAAUGGCGCAAGGAGCCAAAGUUGGAAGUUGCGAUUAUCCAUCUACUGUUGUUGGAAGAUAUGUGCCAGAACGAUCUUGUGCGAAUUCGGAAGGUAGGAGAUAUGUUUCGGGAGGAGCGGGAAUUCGGGAGCUGGGAGAUAUGUUUCGGGAGGAGCGAGAUCUUGCGGGAAUUGAUCUUUGCGGGAAAUGAAAUUUACACGCUGGCUAUUUGCCAACCAGUUUGAUGUGCAUGUGUCACGUCAUUUUAGUCUACUGUACCUGGUUUUGAAGGUUAAAUUUUUCAGUUUGUAUAAUAUAAUUUGUGUAUUACGUCAUUUUUUACAGAAAUCCAUCAUUAUAUGAUCCAACAGCAGCAACAUAUGCAACAGCAACAGAGAGCUAUGAUGGGAAUUGCCCAACCACCAGAAAGACAGCGAGCGCAACCGCAACAAGCUCAGCCACAACAAGCUCAACCGCAACAAGUUCAACAUCAGAAAAUGGGUAGACAGCUUCAAGGAGCACAAGCUAUGCAUAAUCAAGCAAGAUUCAUGAAUCCAAUAUAUAAUGUAAAUUAUUUGCCAAACCAUCAAGGCGAAAUUGUUUUGGAAAUGAGAAUGAGACCAUAUCCUCAACAGCAACAACAACAGCAGCAGCAAGUUCAACCUCAAAAUCAACAAUUGCCUAUUGCACCUCCAGCACGGCAACAACAAGCGCAACAAGUUCAAGUUGGUCAGGGAAUAGCUGCACAAGCUGUACAACAAGGAGGUCCACAUCUUCAAGGUGUACAAGGGAAUCGUGCUGCACCUCAAAAUGCGCCUGCACCUCAUCGCGAGCGACCACCAUUUGUGAUUCCGCGUAAUACUGGUAUACCAGCUGUUGCUUAUUUGGCUCAAAUUGAAGAACCUGGAAGAAAUGCGACGCAGGCUCAGAGAGAUGAGUACGAAGAAAUUAUGAGUCGACAUACGACGGAAUUGAGAAGAAUUAACGUUGUUCAGGGAGAUCGGAAUAGACCAAAUGCUGAAGCAAGAGUUGAAGAGCCUGUUGAAGAACCACAACAAGAAGCUGAACCUGAACCUGAAGCUGAAUCAAGCAGUGAAGAUGAAGAGGAAGUUCAACAAUUCAAAGUAAGUGUAAUAAAUUUUGAAUGUAUCAAUAAAAUAAAAUCAAAAAUUUUCAGACUCCAACUGCUUCUCCUAAUUUUGCUGCUGGAAAUGACCAAGAAGAAGAGGAGGAAGAUGGCCGAAGUCGUCGUCCUAUGAAAAAAGCAGUUCGUCAAGUUCCAAGUUCUUCAAAUGAACCAGGUCCAUCAACAAGAAGAUCGGAUAGAAAAACAGUUGCAUUAGAAAGGGCAAAACAAUUGAUGGAAUCGAUCACUAUUUCACCUGCGAGAAAUCCACGUAAUUCUACUAGUCCGCUUCCAACAAAACGAUUCAGAAAAUCAGAGAAUCGUGAUGUUUCUGAUGAUACUCCAUCUACUUCAACCGCACCAACUUCAUUGGCUAUCGAUCCUAGACCGGAAGUGGUAGUCGAGGAAAACACAAGUGGAGAUGUUGGAGAUGAUGAAUCGGAAUCUAGAGAAUUGACGGCCGCACGAACAAGGUAAGUCACGCAAAAUAACUUUUAUUAAUUUUCCUGAUGCAAUCUUUUCAAUGGUCCAAAUGCAACUCACAUUUUUUAUAAUUGACUUUGAUUCCUCUAUUUCCUAGACCACCGAAAUAUGUGAAAUGGAAGAAAAUCAAAAACGUAACUCACGUGACAAGACUAGGUCACGUUUUGAAAAAAAACCGUGGACAAGAAUGCAACAUUUGUUCCAGCCUAAAUCUUUAAAAAUAGAAUUUUCAGACCACGUCGUUCAACGGUUUAUCGUCGCCUUGGUGGUCGUUUAGCUUCUCCUUCUGGCUCAAAUUCAUCGAAUACCUCAACUGAAACUCAUCCACAAACUCCACGAACUCGUUCAAAUCGAACAAAUCGAGACGCGUCACCUUAG
This is a messenger RNA of Caenorhabditis angaria, 2521 nucleotides long. Lineage: Eukaryota; Metazoa; Nematoda; Chromadorea; Rhabditida; Rhabditidae. The record is from the annotation of a GenBank genome assembly.